This is a messenger RNA of Sciurus carolinensis (gray squirrel), 863 nucleotides long. RefSeq names its product immunoglobulin lambda-1 light chain-like. The transcript is spliced from 4 exons. Gene Ontology annotation, cellular component: MHC class II protein complex. Lineage: Eukaryota; Metazoa; Chordata; Mammalia; Rodentia; Sciuridae. The record is from RefSeq and is a predicted model, not a curated record. Gene Ontology annotation, biological process: peptide antigen assembly with MHC class II protein complex; positive regulation of T cell activation; immunoglobulin production involved in immunoglobulin-mediated immune response. Gene Ontology annotation, molecular function: MHC class II protein complex binding. The coding region runs from base 21 to 731 and encodes 236 amino acids.
AGUUCUGGUGUGUCUCUACCAUGACCUGCACACUUCUCCUGUUCCCUCUCUUCUUGAUUUGCACAGGCUCUGUGGACUCCUAUGAGCUGACUCAGCCACAAUCAGUCUCAGUGGCCUUGGGACAGACAGUGACAAUCACUUGCUCUGGUGAUGAACUUUCAAAAAAGUAUGCACACUGGUUCCAGCAGCAGCACCCGGGACAGACUCCUGUAAGGGUAAUAUACAACGAUAGUGAGCGACCCUCAGGGAUCCCAGAGAGAUUCUCUGGGGCCAGCUCAGGGACAACGGCCUCCCUGACCAUCAGCAGAGGUCAGAAUGAGGAUGAGGCUGUCUAUUACUGUUUGUCAUCUUAUGGUGAUGGUGCUAAUGCACAUUAUGUAUUCGGCGGUGGGACCCAGAUCUCCGUUCUAGGUCAGCCCAAGGCUUCCCCCUUGGUCACUAUGUUUCCACCCUCCUCUGAGGAGCUACAGACCAACAAGGCCACACUGGUGUGUCUGAUCAAUGACUUCUACCCGGGUGCUGUGACUGUGACCUGGAAGGCAGAUAGUACCACAGUCACCCAGGGAGUGGAGACCACCCAGCCCUCUAAACAGAGCAACAACAAGUACAUGGCCAGCAGCUACCUGACCGUGACACCUGACAAGUGGAAAUCUCACAAAAGCUUUAGCUGCCAGGUCACACACGAAGGAAGCACCGUGGAGAAGAGUGUGUCCCCUGAAGAAUGUUCUUAAGUUCUUGACCCUCACCCCACCCUCAGAAUUCUGGAAGUGAAAGACCCUGGUGAGGGACCCCAUCUUCCCCUAGCCCUCCUAGUCCUUCCCUCUGAACCCACUGACUGCUCAAUAAAAUAUCCCAUUGUCAAU